UUUCACUUUGUCAUCCGCGAGAGAGAGAGAGAGAGAGAGAGAGAGAGAGAGAGAUGCAGCUUGCAUCUCUGAUACCUAAUAGCGCUAAUGGUACCUGUUGCUUCCCAAAGGGUGCAGUGAAACAAGGAGGACAGAACCCAAUUGUUCAAAAACAAGAACAAUGGAAGUUCCUCAAGAGCUUGGCUCCACCUCUAAUGGCUGCUGCAGUUCUGGCCUUAUCUCCAAUCUGCAUCACCCCUGUCUCAGAUGCACAAACCUUAGAUGUUCAAAAAGGAGCUGCAUUGUUUCAUAAAACUUGCAUUGGAUGUCAUGAUGCAGGCGGAAACAUUAUACAACCAGUUAGCCUCCACUUAUCUGGUGCAACACUCUUUACUAAAGAUCUACAGAGAAACGGAGUUGACACCGAAGAGGAGAUAUACCGUGUGACUUACUUUGGCAAGGGAAGAAUGCCUGGUUUUGGUGAGAAGUGCACGCCAAGGGGCCAGUGCACAUUUGGAGCCCGUUUGCAGGAUGAAGAGAUAAAGCUUUUGGCUGAGUUUGUCAAGUUACAGGCUGAUCAGAACUGGCCAAACAUUUUAAUUGGAGAAAAAUGACUUCUUCAAUUAAUUGCAUUGCCGACUCAAGUUUUUGGUAAAACGGUUCUUUGUUCGUUGCAUGUAUUCAAUCAGUACAUUAAAAUGGUUCUUGCUUGCAUUGCAACAAACAUCAAGAUUUUCAUCAAGGUUUGGUUGGCAAGGUUGUGUGCCUUGUGGUAGCCAUUGACAGAUAAUGCUUUCAGCUCCUUGCAUUGUUUUAAGAAAUGGGUUGGGCUAAACUAAUUUUGUAGGACAGUAAAGGGAAAGGCACUGGGUUGGGCUAAAUGCCAAGUGUAAUUGAAAGGGUGGACUGUUGGAUUUUUUGUGGUUGGUUUGGGUGAUGGAGGGUGCCCCAACCCUGAAAUAUACAUGUUUUCAAAAUCGAACUUGUAACUUGGAGAUGGAUUCAAACUCUAGACUUCAUGCAA
Messenger RNA from Prunus mume (Japanese apricot), 1003 nucleotides. The record is from RefSeq and is a predicted model, not a curated record. NCBI's taxonomy places the organism in Eukaryota, Viridiplantae, Streptophyta, Magnoliopsida, Rosales, Rosaceae.